Exophiala mesophila is the source of this 1443-nucleotide messenger RNA. RefSeq lists its product as uncharacterized. Bases 1 to 1443 code for a protein of 480 amino acids. Gene Ontology annotation, cellular component: fungal-type vacuole membrane. Gene Ontology annotation, biological process: transmembrane transport. The record is from RefSeq and is a predicted model, not a curated record. The transcript has a single exon. NCBI's taxonomy places the organism in Eukaryota, Fungi, Ascomycota, Eurotiomycetes, Chaetothyriales, Herpotrichiellaceae. Gene Ontology annotation, molecular function: transmembrane transporter activity.
AUGGAUAUUGUCUCUUCGCCUGCUGUUCAACUUGUUGCUUCCAACACCGACAAUGAAACACAUGGUGAGGUAGGACUGUUAGUCGAAGAACAAACGAGUAAAAUCCCGCCAGUCGAUGAACCAAAACCACCGUCAGCCACGCACAAUGGUGAUCUCGAAUCCCGGUUAAACAUUGACCGCCGUUCCAUCGACGUUGAGGACCCGUUGGACCAAGUGGCAUCCGAUGACUUCCCCGAAGGAGGCCUGCAGGCAUGGCUCGUUCUGCUCGGGUCAUUUCUAUGCCUCUACGCCUCCUUUGGCUUCAUGGUUUCGAUAGGCACGAUCCAAGAAUACCUGCACUCGAAUCAGCUUUCCCACUACACAGCUCGAGACGUCGGUUGGAUCCCCUCGGUCUUUGUCUACCUCUCACUCGGCCUGGGCAUUUGGGUCGGUCCUCUCUUUGAUCGGUACGGACCACGAUGGAUUGCCUUGCUCGGUAGCAUCAGUUAUAUCAUCAUGAUGUUCCUUCUGGCGGAAUGUCGGCUUUACUGGCACUUUCUCCUAUGCCUGGGUUUCUUGGGGGGUAUUGGAGGAGCCACGUUGUGCACAACAGGAUUGGCAGUGGUCAGCCACUGGUUCAAACGGCGUCGUGGAAUGGCACACGGACUGGCCAUGGUUGGAUCUUCUUUUGGUGGCACCACUAUCCCUCUUGUCCUUCGGUCGACGUUACCUCGCUAUGGCUACGCUUGGUCCAUCCGCAUCUUAGGAUUUGUGUUCCUGGCAUGUCUAGCCACGGCCAAUGUCUUGAUGAAACCAAGGCUUCCUCCUUCACAAGAGGCAAAGACACGAAGACUCAUCUCUCUGGGUCUGUUCGGUGAUUUGAGGUUCACCUUUCUGACCAUUUCCGUGUUUGGCUUUGAAAUCGUCUUGUUCGGAGCACUAGGUAUACUUCCAACCUACGCCAACUAUGGUGACAACUACCCAGAGGCGACUGGCUUCUAUGUGAUAGCGGUCAUGAAUGCGGUAUCUUGCUUUGGCCGGAUUCUCCCAGGGUAUAUCUCGGACAAGAUUGGGCGAUUCAAUACUCUUCUCAUCAUGAUUGUUUUCACCCUUAUCGUCAUGCUGGUCCUGUGGCUCCCAUUUGGUCACACCAGUCUGGCGGCUCUCUACGUCUUCACAGCCUUGUUCGGGUUCGGUACGGGAAGCUGGAUGGCACUAACACCUGCUUGCAUCGGUCAACUUUGCCAGGCUGACCAAUUUGGCCGCUAUUAUGGAACUCUAUAUUUCAUCGCCAGUCUAGCGACUUUGAUUGGUGUCCCCAUCAGUGGUGAGCUUGUACAGGCUGUUAGUCCACAGAUGCUGGUGGCAUUCAUGUGUGCCGUGCUUGGCUUGUCCAUGGUGACAUUCGUCUUGAGUCGAUGGGCUUGUCUGGGUUGGAAAUGGGACUGGCGGUCCAAGGUUUAG